This is a messenger RNA of Plectropomus leopardus (leopard coralgrouper), 2849 nucleotides long. RefSeq names its product eukaryotic elongation factor 2 kinase (gene eef2k). The record is from RefSeq and is a predicted model, not a curated record. Gene Ontology annotation, molecular function: ATP binding; elongation factor-2 kinase activity; calcium ion binding. Gene Ontology annotation, biological process: myosin II filament disassembly; protein phosphorylation; response to differentiation-inducing factor 1. Lineage: Eukaryota; Metazoa; Chordata; Actinopteri; Perciformes; Serranidae.
GUGCGGAAGGCUCGCGCUGUCGUGGAGGACGGUAACGAGGAGUGCUGUCCGCUGCCAGGCACGUCCCCGGACCUUCAGGACACAUCGGAGAACCGGGACCGAGCCAGUCUGGUCCGGGAGGAGGAUUCUGCUGCCACACCUCUGUCUUUUUUAACUUUUAACUGUAACUUUGAGACCAAAGAAGACCUGGUUUACCACACUGUGCCACAGUCAGUCAAGUUUGAGGAAUUAAAGGUGUUUUCGUGGCUCCGAUUAUAAAGCAGACAUCAUGGAGGACGACCUGAUGUUCAGCAUGGAGGAGGACGGCAGCGCCAAAAGACCUCCUGUCCAACGAAGUGCCCCCAAACAGCGGACCUCUUCCCUCAGUGACGCCAACGCAAGUGAUGAUGAUGACGAAGACAACUUCAUCUGCCCCAUCCUGGACGACUCGGCCAGAGAAAUCUGUUACUACAUGAAGAAUCUGGUUUACACCCGGCAGGCAAACUCUCUUCCUAAGAACAACUUUAUGUACAAGAGCGAAACAGAAACGGAGGCAGAACCUCGGUCGUACAAGGUUUUGUCUGAGAGCGCACGGCAUGCAUGGAAAAAGGCCAUUGAAAAGGCCAAGGCCUUGCCUGACCCGUGGGCACAGUUUCAUCUGGAAGAAAUUGAGACUGAACCCUGCAUACGUUACAGGUACAAUGCCAUCACAGGAGAAUGGGCUCAAGACAAAGUCCACAUCAAGAUGGGCACCCAGCCAUUUGGGAAAGGGGCCAUGAGGGAGUGCUUCAGAACGAAGAAGUUGUCAAAUUUCUCACACAGCAGCAACUGGAAGUCAGCUAGUAAUUAUGUGUCCAAGCGUUACAUGGAGACGGUGGACAGAAAUGUUUACUUUGAGGACGUCAGGCUGCAGAUGGAAGCCAAACUCUGGGGAGAGGAGUACAACCGCCACCGACCUCCCAAACAGGUGGACAUCAUGCAGAUGUGUGUGAUAGAGAUGAUAGAGCGACCAGAUAAACCUCUCUUCCACCUGGAGCAUUACAUCGAGGGCAAAUACAUCAAAUAUAACUCCAACUCUGGCUUCGUGAGGGACGAUAACAUCCGACUCACUCCACAGGCUUUCAGUCACUUCACUUUUGAGCGAUCGGGCCACCAGCUGAUCGUGGUGGACAUCCAGGGUGUGGGAGAUCUCUACACAGACCCUCAGAUCCACACAGAGAAGGGGACCGACUUCGGAGACGGAAAUCUAGGUGUGCGAGGCAUGGCGCUGUUCUUCCACUCGCACCUGUGCAACAAGAUCUGCAAGAGCAUGGGCCUGACGCCUUUUGACCUUUCCCCUGCAGAGAAGGCCCAGCUGGACUGCACCAACAAACUGCUUAAGUCAGCCCAGACAGUGCUGAGGGGCUGCGAGGAGCCCUGCGGCUCUCCUCGUGUUCGCACCAUGUCAGGGAGCCGGGCACCGCCGCUGCUUUCCCGCCUGUCUGAGACCUCAUCUGCAGACGAGAGCAUGAGCGACGUGGACUCCAUCCCCUGCUCCCCUCUCAUACUCCCCUGCUCCCCGUUAGCUGCUCCCGGAUCAGUAGGAAAAUCACCCAUAGGCUCAUCUUUUACUGGAAUGUACGAACAUGAAAGACUCAAUAACAACAACAACACAGGUGAACAAAGGGAACCUGACAGCGGUGGGGACAGCGGCUACCCCAGCGAGAGGAGGAGUGAAGGAGACCCAAAUGACCACGUAGACGGGAGGAAGAUGGUAGCUUCUCCAAGAGUCUCUGCAAACUUAAAUUCAUCCGUUGAUGACAGCAAAUGGCUGACAGAGGAGAAGUGGAGCUUUUAUCAUUCGUCUCGCGCUCACGUCCACAGACCCUCCUGUGUGGCCACUGAGGUGGAGCGACUCAACGCUCUGCUGCAGAAAAAGAUUGGCCAGUCGAUCCUCGGGAAGGUCCACCUGGCGAUGGUGCGCUACCAUGAAGCGGGUCGCUUCUGUGAGAAGGACGAGCAGUGGGAUCAGGACUCGGCCAUGUUGCACCUGGAGAGAGCUGCGCAGUGCGGAGAGCUGGAGGCCAUCGUAGCGCUGGGACAGUGCUACCUGCAGCUGCCUCAUCACAUCCUGCCAGACGUCGAGCUGGAGGACAACGCAGGAAACAGGAUGAAAGGUUUUAAGUAUCUGCUGCUGGCAGCCGAGUCCGGUGACAGAUCUUCUAUGAUCACAGUGGCCCGAGCCUUUGAUACCGGGACCAACCUGUCUGCUGACAGAAAGCCGGACUGGAAUGAAGCCAUUCACUGGUAUGACAGUGUGUUAAACAUGACGGACUAUGACGAGGGGGGAGAGUACGACGGGAUUCAGGACGAUCCUCGCUACCUGCUGCUGGCCAGAGAGGCAGAGAUGUACCAAGAGGGAGGCUUCAACCUCACCGCAGACCCCCAGAGAGCAGGCGAUCUGUUUAAUGAAGCAGCAGAAGCAGCUAUGGAGGCCAUGAAAGGUCGACUGGCUAACCAAUACUACAUGAAAGCUGAAGAAGCCUGGGCGCUAAUGGAGGAAUAAUUAUAGACAUUUUUAUCACACACAAUAAAAAGCCACGGGAGUUAAUGCGUCUGACUAACAGCCAGGACAGUUUACAUAUUUUUUAUUACAGAUCUUUUUUUUGCCAGUGGUGCUGUGUGCAUGUGUGUCCGUUUUCUUUAAUUUCCUGUCCCUGAUUUCGUUUUGACUCAGUGAGUGUGGUUGUAUGAAAGAGGAGGCCUGAAGUAUCAAAAUAAAGAAAAGAGUUUACUGGCUUCGCCCCCAAAUGUCAUGUUGGAAGAAUAUAUGUAUAAAAAAAAUACUUGGAGCAGAAAACUGUUAAUAAAGUUUGCUUUUUAUGGGUAAA